CUGCUUUGUCCCUCUCCGCUUGCCGUACAAGCUCCAGUCACUGGCAGUGUGUUCGCGGCGGGCGGGGUUCACAGGGAGACAGUUCGGCGUCCAGACGUUUUGGGGGGCAAUCUGUGAGAACAUUAUAUAGCAAGUGCCCUUGACAUUCUGGACAAAUAACAAGUAGGGCGUUCAUCAUGUCUGACAAAAGUGAGCUGAAGGCUGAAUUGGAACGUAAGAAACAAAGAUUGGCUCAGAUAAGGGAGGAGAAAAAACGAAAGGAAGAAGAAAAGAAAAAGAAGGAAACAGAUCAGAAGAAAGAUGUUGCCCCUCCACAAGAUGAGUCUGAUUUGGAGAAAAAAAGAAGAGAAGCAGAAGCCCUGCUCCAGAGUAUGGGGAUUACCCCCGAUGUCCCACUCGUGGUCCAACCCCUGCGAAUAGUAACAGAAGAUACGUGUCUGUUUCACUAUUUAGUCCCUCCGCCAACGUCUCCCUCCUCUAAGUCCGUGAGCACCCCAAGUGAGGCUGGAAGCCAAGACUCCGGAGAUGGGACAGGUGGCGCCAGUGCUAGAUCUGCUACUAACAAGAAGACGCUACAUUGGGAUACUGACCCGUCAGUUCUACAGCUGCAUUCUGACUCCGACCUGGGGCAUGGACCGGUGAAGCUCAGUAUGGCUAAGAUUACUCAGGUUGAUUUCCCACCACGUGAGACUGUCACAUACACUAAAGAGACUCAGACACCGGUCGUGGCACAUGAAAAUGAAGGUGAUGAAGAUGAAGAAGAAACUGUUGCUCCCAAGCCAGCAGUCGUGACCGAGGAGGAAAAACCCACCACGAAAGAAGAAAAAAGUGAAGUUCCACCUCACGAACUUACAGAGGAGGAGAAACAACAGAUCAUUCACACUGAAGAAUUCAUAAGUUUCUUUGAUCAGAGCACAAGAAUCAUUGAACGUGCAUUGUCGGAACAGAUAAACAUUUUCUUUGACUACAGCGGCCGAGAUUUGGAAGAAAAAGAAGGAGAGAUACAAGCAGGUGCUAAGUUGUCCCUAAACAGACAGUUUUUUGAUGAGCGUUGGUCAAAGCACCGUGUUGUCAGCUGUUUGGACUGGUCUUCCCAGUACCCAGAGUUACUUGUUGCAUCAUACAACAAUAAUGAAGAUGCCCCUCAUGAACCAGAUGGCGUGGCUCUCGUGUGGAACAUGAAAUACAAGAAAACGACCCCUGAAUAUGUAUUUCACUGCCAGUCUGCAGUUAUGUCCGCUGCAUUUGCAAAAUUUCACCCCAAUCUCGUUGUCGGUGGGACGUAUUCUGGACAGAUUGUUUUGUGGGACAAUAGGAGCAACAAAAGAACCCCCGUCCAAAGAACCCCACUUUCUGCUGCAGCUCAUACGCAUCCAGUGUACUGUGUUAAUGUGGUUGGCACACAGAAUGCCCACAAUCUGAUCAGCAUCUCAACGGAUGGCAAGAUCUGUUCCUGGAGCUUGGAUAUGCUUUCACAACCACAGGACAGCAUGGAGUUGGUUCACAAGCAGUCCAAGGCGGUAGCUGUCACCUGUAUGUCCUUCCCAGUGGGAGAUGUCAACAACUUUGUGGUGGGGAGCGAAGAAGGUUCUGUGUACACAGCAUGUCGCCAUGGCAGCAAAGCUGGUAUAAGUGAGAUGUUUGAAGGCCAUCAGGGACCAAUCACUGGGAUACACUGCCACUCUGCCGUGGGAGCCGUCGACUUUUCCCAUCUAUUUGUUACUUCUUCUUUUGAUUGGACAGUGAAACUUUGGACAACAAAGAAUAACAAGCCUUUGUAUUCAUUCGAAGACAACGCAGACUACGUAUAUGAUGUCAUGUGGUCUCCAACCCAUCCAGCCCUAUUUGCUUGUGUAGAUGGAGUGGGGAGACUGGACCUGUGGAAUCUCAAUAAUGAUACAGAGGUGCCUACUGCCAGCAUCAAUGUGGAUGGCAACCCUGCCCUUAAUCGGGUGAGAUGGACCCAUUCUGGCAGAGAGAUUGCCGUGGGAGAUUCGGAGGGACAGAUCUUUAUAUAUGACGUGGGGGAGCAAAUUUCCGUGCCUCGCAAUGAUGAAUGGACGCGGUUUGCCAGAACCCUUGCCGAGAUUAAUGCCAACCGGGCAGAUGCAGAAGAGGAAGCAGCAAACCGCAUACCUGGGUAGACAUUGGCACGCAGGGAGAUCGGCAUUAAAUUAUCAUACCUUCCAAUGCACUAGCAUGUACCUGUUCAAAAGAUAAUUCAAAAGGAGACAUAUACGUGAUAGGAAUCUUUGGACGACAGCAGUUUAUAAACCUUGUUUCAAACCAAUGCAGUGUCCCGUUUUAUUUAUAUGUACUUACACCUGGCCCAUGGCUGUGUAACAGGACAACUUUCCCCUACGCUCGCUGAGGCUGUCAAGACCUGGUUUAUAUCUUUGUUAAAGAAACUGUUAAGUGUUUUUUUGCCACUUAAAAUGGUUUAACUUGCUAACGCAAACCCGACGUUUAUUUUUCAAUUUAAUUUGUUAUUCCUCAGGAUAAAACUAUCGCAUUAGGGCUCAGUCUUUAAAGCAUAUCUAAUGUUCUAGAUCUUACGUUAAAUCACAUCUAACUGCAUGCAAGCAUCUUCUGUAGACAUCUUACAUUUGUAGCUUUUAUGUUAAAGCUGUUAGUAGUUUGUCAUUUUAUUAAAAGGAAACCUUUCUAA
Molecule: messenger RNA, 2668 nt
Organism: Pelobates fuscus (common spadefoot toad)
Lineage: Eukaryota; Metazoa; Chordata; Amphibia; Anura; Pelobatidae
Gene: DYNC1I2
Product: dynein cytoplasmic 1 intermediate chain 2
Exons: 19
Coding region: 177-2144 (655 amino acids)
Biological process (GO): transport along microtubule
Cellular component (GO): cytoplasmic dynein complex
Molecular function (GO): dynein heavy chain binding; dynein light chain binding
Source: RefSeq, a predicted model, not a curated record